CUCCUCCCUCUUCAUUCUUGAUUCUCGUUGAUUCCUUGGUGGAGGGCUGCCGGACAGCUGUCAGUCCCAUUGACGACGUCCCAACGGGGGACUCAGCUUUCAAAUUCUGUCCCUUCUACUUACUUCUUUUAAUGACACUGUCCAUCGUGCAUCCGAUCCGUCGGCAUUGAGCUUAAUUGUUCUGCAUCAUUACUUAUUUUCCGCCGCAUAUUUUACCUUAAUUCCCCGUGUUUAGUUAUUCAGCGAUCUCCGUGCGUCAUGUUAUCUCGUCUCGCGCGUCAGAAAAAUGCGUUGUCACAUCUCCGCCUGCCGCAUGGGCGCCGGGCGUCGCCAUCGCCCGCGGCCUUGCGGUUGUAUUCCAACUCUCAUCGAUCGUCCUCUCCGAUAAACACCUCGUCGACUCUGUCCCACGAACAUUCCCGUCGCCCGUCCUUCCAGUCGAACCGCAAUCUCGCGACGGCAGCCGAUCAGUCGGCAAUGGACCAAGGGCCCUACCAUUCCUUUGAUCAGCCCGACCGACUGGCUCCCCUCUUCCAAGCGCCACCGAGGGAGUUCGAUCCGUCGUCUUUGAUCAUCAUGGAUGAGCUACUCCAGACCAAACCCAAAAUGCUGAAGCGGAGCCGAGGACUCGGUGGCAAUGAGGACGAGAUGAUGGCGAACUUGGAUAUCUCGAUGAAAGUCGGCCGGUUUGACCGGGCAGCAUCUCUCAUCACGCGACUGGGAGAGCUCUACCCCGUUGGAUCGCCGGAAUACCUCGCCCUGCAUAAUCGCUAUCUGAAGGAGAUGGUGCAGCAUAUGAUCGUCACACGGCAGCGCGAUUUGGCCUUGCCGAUGCAGAGGUGGUUUGAGGUGGAUAUGCCUCGGGGCGGCUGCACGCCGGAUGCGACGACCUACGCCAUCAUGCUCCGCAUGGCUCUGCGCAUGCUCCACGGUGCGAAGAGAGACCGGACGGUGCGUCGGUACUGGGAUCUCGUUAAGAGAGCCGCUCUCGAGGAGGAGGUUUUGGCUGUUCCUAUUUUGUCAGAACUGGAGUUGGGUGAACUUUCUGAGAUCUGUGCUUCGGACCUUCAGCGCGUUGCCAUCGGCAGUAUUCAUUCGGGCCCAGUAUCAGAGACUCACGAGCCUUCCUUCGAUUCCGUCCCUGAAGUGAGGCCCGUGGAGCAGAAGGGCGUGGGACUCCUGUCACUGAAGGAAUCACUUGCGUCCUUCUCCGGCAGUACUGAGAUUGACUUCACCCCCAACCCGGCCUAUACCGACGCCGAGAACGAGGAAUUGUACAACCAGCUCAGACAGCGCCAGGUGGAGAGCGACUCGAUCCAAUCUGCCAUGCACCGUUGGCGCCAUGAAUACCAGGAGAGACAGAAGGCGGGCCUUGAUAUGACCGCCGGGGGGAAGAAACUCGGCUACAUCAUGAACCAGUGGCACUCCGGCCUCGUCUCCAAGCUGCACGAAGAGCUCAAGCUGGUGGAGGAGGCUGAGAACAACCCGAUCCGGACCAUGGCCCAGAAAGAGCGCUGUGACUACGGCGUCUAUCUGCGCUCUUUGGAUUCGGAGAGAAUUGCUGCCCUGACGAUUCUGGCGGUGAUGUCUGCCUUCAGCCGCGGCGGGAUGGAGAAAGGGCUGAAGUUGUCGGCAAUUGUCACAUCCAUUGGUAAAGACCUCCAAGACGAGUUGAUCGCGGAGAGAGCUCUGAAGAGCCAGUCCGGAGAUAACAACGAUGUACGGCGCGUGAAGGCCCUGAAGGAGAUCUUGGCCGGUCGAAAUCAGAAAGACGGUCGGCCGCGGUGGCAAGGCCUGGUCCAAAAAUACCAAAGCGAGGAUCCGACGGUCAUCUGGUCGCCGCGAGUCAAGGCUCGCAUCGGGGCUGUCCUGAUGACGUUGCUCUUCCAAUCGGCCAAAGCUCCGGUCGUCCAGGAGAACCCGGAAACGAAGAAGAACGAGGUCAUGAUGCAGCCCGCUUUCCAGCACGCCUACAAGAUUACCUGGGGCCGGCGCAUCGGGUACAUCCACCUGCAUUCGGAUAUUGUCAAGAUCGUCGCCAAGGAGCCCGCUGGAGAGCUCCUGGGCCGCCAUCUUCCCAUGCUCUGCAAGCCCAAGACGUGGGGCGGCCCCAGUGACGGAGGAUAUUUCCUCUAUCGAAGCACUAUCGUCCGCACCACGCCGGGCGAAACUCUGCAGCCCGCAUACGUGAAGGCGGCGCUGAAGGACAAUGGACUGGAGCAGAUCCGGGACGGCUUGGAUAUUCUUGGCCAGACCGGGUGGAGGAUCAACCGUGAAGUGUUUGACGUGAUGCUUGAAGCGUGGAACUCCGGCGAGGAUAUUGCCAAUCUGGCCCCGUUGGAACCCAGCUUGCCCUUGCCCGACAAGCCCGCCCCCGAAGAGGGUUACGAGGCCCAGCGCAAGUGGGACCACACCAUGCGCGACAUCGAAAACCGACGGACUGGUUUGCACUCUGUGCGAUGCUUCCAAAACUUUCAGAUGGAAGUGGCCCGGUCUUACCGGAAUGAGACCUUCUACCUCCCCCACAACAUGGACUUCCGUGGUCGUGCCUAUCCCCUCCCGCCGUAUCUGAACCAGAUGGGCGCGGAUAAUGCCCGCGGUCUCCUCCUGUUCGACCAGGCCAAGCCGCUUGGCACAACCGGCUUGAAGUGGCUGAAGAUCCAGAUUGCCAACUUGGCCGGAUUCGACAAGGCGAGCAUGUCGGAGCGGGAACAAUUUGCCAUGAACCAUCUGGACGACAUCCUUGAUUCGGCAAACAACGGACUUCACGGGAAACGCUGGUGGCUCAAGGCCGAGGAUCCCUGGCAGUGCUUGGCUGCGUGCUGCGAGCUGCGAAACGCCCUCCGGGAGGCGGAUCCCACGCAGUAUCUGUCGCGCUUGCCCAUCCACCAAGAUGGCUCGUGUAACGGAUUACAGCACUAUGCCGCGCUCGGCGGUGAUAAAGUCGGUGCCCAGCAGGUUAACCUGGAACCGUCGGACCGCCCGUCGGACGUGUAUACGGGUGUCGCAGAAUUCGUAAAGGAGGUGGUGGCGCGCGAAGCCGCCGAGGGAAACCCAACGGCGAAGCUCCUGGACGGCAGGAUUGCGCGCAAGAUCGUGAAGCAGACCGUCAUGACCAACGUCUACGGUGUGACCUUCAUGGGUGCCAUGAAGCAAGUGCGCAAGCAACUGAUUGAAUUCUACCCGGAUCUGUCCGCCGACGAAAAGAAGCAAGGAGCGCUCUACAUUGCCCGCAAGAUCUUCGAAGCCCUCGGGUCCAUGUUCCACGGGGCGCACGAGAUCCAGUACUGGCUCGGUGACUGCGCCAGCCGGAUCACGCAGUCUCUGACUCCGGAACAGAUCGAGGCCAUCGGCAAAGAGGCGCUUACCCCCGCCAAACCCGGGUCGAAGACUUCCAAGCCGAAAAACAACGCUCUGACCGACAAGUUCAAGUCGACCGUGAUCUGGACGACGCCUUUGGGCCUGCCUGUGGUGCAGCCCUAUCGCACCCGCAAAGUCCGUCGUAUCGCCACUACCCUCCAGGCCCUGAGCCUCGUGGACAUGGGAUCGGACGAUGCCGUCUCCCGGCGGAAGCAACUCCAGGCUUUCCCGCCCAACUUCAUCCACUCUCUCGACGCGACGCACAUGAUCAUGUCCGCCACCGCCUGCCAACGGGCCGGCCUCACCUUCUCCGCCGUGCACGACUCCUUCUGGACCCACGCGGGCGACGUCGACUCCAUGAACCACAUCCUUCGUGAAGCUUUCGUCCGCAUGCACUCCGACGACGUGAUCAAGCGACUCGCCGCCGAGUUCGAAGUGCGCUACGGCCAGAACCUCUUCCUGGCCAAGGUCCCCAAGGUCAGUCCCAUCGGACGCAAACUGGCCGCCAUGCGCAGCAAGAAAGGCGCCCCAUCAGGCAAACUCCAGGAACUCCUGCAGGAGCACAAGCGCCAGCAGCUCCUGAAGUCCGACGACCCAGAACUGCAGGCCCAGGGUCGCGCCAUGGUGACGCCCGCCAGCAUGUUCGAGGAAGCCGGCGGCACCGACAGCGACCUGUACAUCCCCAACUCCCUCGGCGAGACAGUCGUCGGCCACGUGCCGGAGAACCUCGCGCAAGCCGAGCGCAGACCCGCCGGCAUCGAGGCCGACUCGGAAGACCCCGCGCUCCAGUCUCUCCUCAGCGACCUCGGCGACACCACCCCCAAAGCCGACGCGCUGGAGGGCGUCUCCGAGGCGGAGGCCGACGAAGCCGACAUCGACGGACCGGACGGCGGCUCGAACAAGAAGAAGAGCGUCGUCACCCUCUGGCUCUGGCUCCCGCUGCGGUUCCGCGACGUGCCUCACAAGGGCGCGUGGGAUUUGACCCGUAUCCGGGACAGCAAGUAUUUCUUUUCUUAGUGUCUUAACUUUUUGUUCUCUCAUGGCCUUCUCUCAUUAUCUGAGAGGGAGUCACGCAUUGGGUCGGCGUUGGGUGAAUUCAACACAAAAAAGGUGGCUGGCAGGCAAGCAUGUACGAUUGAAGAAAGGGGUGUCCGGCUGUUAUCACUGUCUGAUGUUAUAGAUCAGACCCCUUCUUCUUUUUGUUUAUUUUUUUUUCUCUUUCUAUCGUUAUUUCCCCCCUCUGUGAUAUACACUUCUGGAUAUACUGGAUGGUGGACUUUCUCUGUAUUAUAUAGCAUGUUGAUAUUUCUCGCAGCGCACGAGUGAAGAUGGAUGGAUGUAUAUAUAUAUGUGUAUGUAUUUACAUAGAAGAAACUUAUUGAUGUAUCAAU
Molecule: messenger RNA, 4751 nt
Organism: Aspergillus campestris IBT 28561
Lineage: Eukaryota; Fungi; Ascomycota; Eurotiomycetes; Eurotiales; Aspergillaceae
Product: DNA-directed RNA polymerase
Exons: 2
Coding region: 259-4377 (1372 amino acids)
Biological process (GO): mitochondrial transcription
Cellular component (GO): mitochondrial DNA-directed RNA polymerase complex
Molecular function (GO): DNA-directed RNA polymerase activity; mitochondrial promoter sequence-specific DNA binding
Source: RefSeq, a predicted model, not a curated record